Solenopsis invicta (red fire ant) is the source of this 1733-nucleotide messenger RNA. Its product is annotated as probable serine hydrolase. Bases 261 to 1253 code for a protein of 330 amino acids. The transcript is spliced from 6 exons. Lineage: Eukaryota; Metazoa; Arthropoda; Insecta; Hymenoptera; Formicidae. The record is from RefSeq and is a predicted model, not a curated record.
UUAAUCGAACGUGGUUGCAGAGCAAAUAGGAUCAUGCCUGAUAAAAAUUAUCAUAAUUAAGAACUUCUGAUUCUUAUCGGCUUCCCGGAAUAUCUGUUCGUCAUCAACAUUUUAAGGAUUGUUGUAUAAUGAUUACGAAAUCACGCUUGGUGAGAAACAGGUGAACAACAUCCUUUUCGCGCACGGAUUUAUCCUUGCUACCUCUAAAUAUAUAUAUAUAUAUAUAUAAUAUAAAACACUUCUCUUGACGAAACGUGAAGAUGGAAUCAACGGAUCUCUCUUUGAAUUCUGAUCAGAAACACGCUGACAUGGAUGUCAAGGAGAAAAAGAACUCGACCGAAAGUGCCACGAACGGAUAUAAGAAAGAAGACGUUAAGGAAAUACAGAUACCUAUGCCAUGGGGUCACAUUAGAGGUAAAUGGUGGGGGUCUAGCGAGCUCCAACCCAUACUGGCGUUACACGGUCGCCAGGAUAAUUCAGGCAGUUUUGACACAUUAAUGCCAUUGCUGUCCGAUGAUGUUUCUGUUCUUUGCUUGGAUAUGCCGGGGCACGGUUUAUCUUCGCACUAUCCGAAAAGUCAAUUCUAUUAUGUCUAUUGGGAUGGUGUUAUAUUCCUUCGUAGAAUUAUUAAACAUUUCAAAUGGAAUAAGGUCAAGCUUCUUGGGCACUCCUUGGGCGGUGCUAUAUCAUUUCUGUACGCAGCAGCAUAUCCAGAUGAAGUCGAGACUCUUAUAAGUUUGGAUAUCGCUAGUCCGAGUGUAAGGGAUAUCAAGAAAACAGCAGUCGCUACUGGAGAAUAUAUCGACAAAUUUUUAAAGUAUGAAUUAUUAACGUUGGACGAAGUACCAUCUUAUGAAUAUGACGAAAUGCUUGAGAUAGUAGAGAAGGCAUACAAUGGUUCUAUAACAAGGGAAGGAGCAGAAAUAUUAAUGAAACGUGGUAUGCAACCGGCAUAUAAAAAGGGAAAAUAUUAUUUUUCUCGUGAUCUGAGAUUAAAGGUUUCCCUUUUAGGCAUGUUGUCUCUAGAUAUAGUACUUGAAUAUGCAUCUCAGAUCAAAUGUUCUUACCUCAACAUUCGUGCUGUUCCUGGAAUGAAAUUUGAACAACCUGAAAAUUAUCAGAAAGUAUUAGACGUAAUAAAAGAAGGAGCUAAAAGAUUUGAGUAUCAUGAAGUGAAAGGCACGCAUCACAUACAUUUGAAUGAGCCUGAAAAAAUUGCGCCUAUAAUCAAGAAUUUUUUAGAAAAUUUAUAAUUUUAUUUAUAAUUAUUAAUGAAUGCAGUUACUUAAAAUCGGAUAUUGUGAAAAAUAGAUAUAUGAAAUUCUUCAACUAAAAUGUACAGAUUAAUCCUUAACCGUACUAGCGGAUACUCCACCAGUGUGAUUAAGGGUUAACGGGACAUUAUAUUUAUGUUUAACACAUGUAUACUUGCACAUGUGUAGUCCUAUUAAAUUUUGCACACAAAAAUUGCUUCAUAACUUAAAAAUAACUGUAUCAAAAGUGAUUAAAUAAUAUUAAUAAGUAGCAAGUUUGAAAAAAAAAACUAUUGAAUCAAUGAACUUGUUCAUAUGUGAAAAUAGGAUGCUUUAACAUAACAAUUAGUGCUGUGAUAAGCGGAGAUCAAGAAAUACAUAUAAAUUAAAAACAAAAAAUAUUGUGUAACAAAUUACAAUUUUUGUCAUUGUCUGGUAUCAUUUAUCUUGUACGUGGUACAAUAAAUUAUUUAAUAUUAA